CGUGGUUAGUAUACCGAGAGUACUCGACUGAAACGCGACUAUUCCUUUUACUUACCAACUAUAUAUCUCUAUAUAUAUUUGUUAAUAAUAAAGUUUUGUUUUAAUAAACAUUACAUUAUUAUAAAUAAUAUUGAAACAACGUUAAAACGUUCCUGCCCGAUGUGCAUUCAAGUAAAAUACUAACUAAUCACGUGAUCGUAAAAAAUAGUGUUAAUAACAAUGGCGCCGUUUUACGCGGGAAAUACGAUUUUUUAAAGUUAACGUACGGAGGAAGGUAAUCGUCAAGAAGUAGCACGUGUACAGGAAAGUGUUUCGAUUAAUUCUCUGAGGAUGGGUUGUUGCGGAUGUUCCGACGAGGUCUCCUCUAAGGUGGAACCUAGGACUCCUGAGAAUGAAGAAAUGGCAGCUAGAAGAUCCGAAAAAAUAUUUGUAACUGAUCGAUCUUGUACAGAUUUGAUUACCUUAAUUAUUCUAAUAGCAGUACUCGGAGGUUUUGCAUUUAUGAUAACGAAUGCCGUGAAAAAUGGUGACAUAUAUCGUAUAGUAUACGGAUACGAUAAUUGCGGAAACGUUUGCGGACGUAUCACGCCAAAGGAAACUAAUCCAGCAUUUAGUUGCAAGGGUGCAGAUUACAGAAAUUUGCCAUAUUUGCAAAUGAAUAUAUUAUCCGAUGGUACAAAAAUUCGCGAGUGCGUAGCCAAAUGUAACGAUCCGGAACAUUUAAUAUUAUUUUUAAAUCGUUGCAUACCUAAAAAAGUAACGGAUACGGUAACAUCUAUUGUUAAAAGUCUUGGAUUAGAAAAUUUUUAUAGAGAAGUAUCAACUGAUUUAAGAGUGGCAUGGAGAGAACUGAUGUAUCUUUGUUUAAUUGCACUUGCAUUUUCUCUUGGUAUUCUGAUAGCGUUUCGUUACAUGGUACAAUGGAUUGUUUAUAUCGUUUUAAUUGGUGUCAUACUUGCAUGUAUAGGUGGUACAACUUAUCUAUGGAUGGCUUGGUACCAAGAGAAAAAAGAAUUGGAAUCAAAGAACGUUGUUGAUAAAGAAAAUUUCGAAGAAGAUUCCAGUUUGCAAGCAUAUUUUAUUUAUGCAAUCAUUAUGUCACUCGUCACGGUGUUGACGUUACUGAUAGUAUUAGUAAUGAGAAAAAGGAUCGCAUUGGUAAUGCAAUUAUUUCGUGAAGCUGGAAAAGCAGUUUAUUCCAUGCCUGCCUUACUUCUUCAACCAAUUUAUACGUACUUACUCGUUGGCAUAACUAUGUUCGCUUGGAUUUAUUGUAUGCUCUGGAUAGAAAGUGCUGGUACUGUUUAUAAAAAUAAAACGGGAAUUCAUUUUAGAAAAGAUGGACUUUUGAUAGCUGCCAGGUGGUACAAUCUUUUCGUUUUCUUCGUGUUAUGCGAAUUUUUCCUCGGUUGUCAACACAUGGUCGUUGCACUUUCGGUAGCACGUUGGUUUUUCACCAGAGAUAAGAAAAAAUUAUCUUUGACUGUGACAAAAGGAUUUGGAUAUCUCGUGAGAUAUCAUUUGGGUACAAUAGCAUUUGGUGCAUUGAUCAUUGGAAUUGUUCGUUUGGUACGAGCUAUGAUAUCCUUCGUUCAAAAUACUUUGAAGAAAUUUGACAACAGUUUUGUAAAAGCUAUUUUAUGGUGUUGUCAAUGUUGUCUAUGGUGUUUCGAAUGUGCACUCAAAUUUCUCACAAGAAAUGCUUAUAUCGAAACAGCAAUAUACGGAUGCAAUUUUUGUACCGGUGGUAGAAAAGCUUUUCUAGCAUUAUCGAGUAACAUUUUAAGAGUGGCAGCUAUCAACAGUGUCGGAGAUUUCGUAUUGUUUUUGGGAAAAGUAUUGGUAGUUGUAUUGACAGUUAUAACUGGUAUUUAUUUGAUACAGAAGAAAGAAGGAUUGCAACAUCCAUGGGUGCCAAUUGCCCUCGCAGGGUUAUUGGCUUUCCUCGUAUCCCAUUGUUUCAUUUCAAUUUAUGAAAUGAUCAUUGAUUCAAUAUUCCUCUGUUUUUGCGAGGAUUGUGCGAAAAAUGAUGGAAUUAGUAGACCAUACUUUAUGAGCCGUGGUUUGAUGGAAUUCGUGGAAAAUAGUAAGAAAGCUUUACGUCAAUUGGACGAAACUCAAUGACACCCUGUUGUCAAUGAUCCAAAAAAUCACCCAGUUUAUAUUUGACGAGAGUUAAAUCGUGAUUUUUUUCGGAUUUUUAAUUCUUUUUUUAAAAAAAAAAAGGCACAAA
Molecule: messenger RNA, 2233 nt
Organism: Polistes dominula (European paper wasp)
Lineage: Eukaryota; Metazoa; Arthropoda; Insecta; Hymenoptera; Vespidae
Product: choline transporter-like protein 1
Biological process (GO): transmembrane transport
Cellular component (GO): membrane
Molecular function (GO): transmembrane transporter activity
Source: RefSeq, a predicted model, not a curated record